AUGGAACCAUGUGAUUGGUGGACUCCGAUGAGUACAGUCCGGAAAAUAAGGUUGAACCAAUGCAGGAAAAUAUGGCUCCACCGCCGACCAAGUGGACUAAAUAGCGAACGAAACUUGAGCUUAGUGACUCAGCCAUUCCGUGAGAUGGUUCUCCACUGUCCUCACUGUAUUGGUUCGACGAAGAAGCAUGGGAUAGAUUCACUGAAUGCCUUUAAUAUGACCAUAGCUGCAAGGAUAAUAGGUCCUGAAAAAUGGCUUGGAAACGAGGAAAUGGAUGGGUUCAUGUAUAUAUGGCGAGUGAAGACAUAUUUGUGGCAUUGGACACCAGACCGUGUUGCUUUCAUGCCCGUUUAUUUCAGCCUACAAAUUGAGAAGGCACACCCCAUGUUUGGCCGUCUUCAUUACAUCCCCGUAUUAACAGAUUUAGCAAUGUUCAACGUAGGUAAUCACUGGAUAGCUGUCUGCGUCAAUCUGAUUGAGAAGGCAGUUGAAGUAUUUGAUUUCUCUCAGGGAAGGAAUAGGCAAUUCGUGGAGAAGUUCGCUGUUAUGAUUCCUAGGAUAUUAAAGGCUGUUGCACCACCUGAAAUCAAGAAGCAUCUACUCCUGAAAAAUUAUUUUAUCGUAGAGGUACCUCUGAAGGCUAGAUUGAACAAUAGUUCAUGUGAUUGCGGGGAAUAUGCACUCAAACAUUUGGAAUGCUACCUCCUUGGUCUUGACCUCAGUUUAGUGGAUGACGAAAUCCUCCAGAAUUGUGGACAAAAAUUGCUCUGGAUAUAUGGGUGGCUACACAAGAUCUCGUUAUAA
Messenger RNA from Eruca vesicaria subsp. sativa (arugula), 804 nucleotides. The record is from the annotation of a GenBank genome assembly. Lineage: Eukaryota; Viridiplantae; Streptophyta; Magnoliopsida; Brassicales; Brassicaceae.